AUGCUGCAGCCCCUUCCCUGCUCGGCUGAUCCCAACGGGCAGAGCAGUUUGGGCCAGAGGGGGUUUUUAUCCCUCUCAACCCGGCGCUGGGACAACAGGAAGCGUUUUGAGGAGCAUCCACGGGAACUCCAGCAGAGCCAGCAGGGAGGAAGGUACAUCACUGAGGAGCAGCCUCCCCCCUGCCCUCCGAGAUGCGUCGCCCCAGCGGUUGCCCCACGGCCCAGCUCUGCAUCCCCCCCCCCCGCCGUCCUGGUGAGGAGCUUCCCCGUGAAAACCCCCCCGGAUCCCCGUGGCACCGCCUGCAGCUUCCAGCAGAGCUUCUGUUUGCCUCCCCGUGGGAAUCCCUGCAGGAACCCCCCCUGCUGCUGCUACACCAGAGUGCCCCAGGGCAGCACCACCUUCGUGAAGCUGGGCGGGCUGGGGCUGGCACAGCCUGCGGGGUGUGGGGGUCCCUGCGGCCUCGCCGUGUCCUCGGGGGUCCCUCCCUUCUGCCAGGGGGUGACCAGCUGCAGCACCACCUGUAGGGAUCCCUGCUGCUCCCAAGGGACCACGUGCCAGGAGUCCUGCUGCCAGGAGGUGACCAAAUGCACCACCACGUGUGUGGAUCCCUGCUGUCAGGAAGUAACCAAGUGCACCACCACGUGCCAGGAUCCCUGCUGCCAGGAGGUGACCAAAUGCACCACCACGUGUGUGGAUCCCUGCUGCCAGGAGGUGACCAAAUGCACCACCACGUGCCAAGAUCCCUGUUGCAAGGAGGUGACCAAGUGCACCACUACCUGUGUGGAUCCCUGUUGCAAGGAAGUGACCAAGUGUGUCACCACGUGCCAAGAUCCCUGCUGUGUGACCAGAUGUACCACCACAUGCCAAGAUUCAUGUUGUAAGGAAGUAACCAAGUGCACCACCACAUGUCAAGAUCCCUGUUGCAAGGAGGUGACCAAGUGCACCACAACCUGUGUGGAUCCCUGUUGUCAAGAAGUGACCAAGUGCAUUACCUCGUGCCAGGAUCCCUGUUGCAAGGAGGUGACCAAAUGCACCACAACCUGUGUGGAUCCCUGUUGUCAAGAAGUGACCAAAUGCACCACAACCUGUGUGGAUCCCUGUUGCAAGGAAGUAACCAAGUGCACCACCACAUGCCAAGAUCCCUGCUGCCAGGAGGUGACCAAGUGCAUCACCAGAUGCCAAGAUCCCUGCUGUGUGACCAGAUGCACCACCAGGUGUGUAGAUCCCUGCUGCCAGGAGGUGACCAAGUGCACUACUAAGUGUGUGGAUCCCUGUUGCAGGGAGGUGACCAAAUGCACCACCACGUGUGUGGAUCCAUGUUGUAGGGAGGUGACCAAGUGCAUCACCACAUGCCAAGAUCCGUGUUGCCAGGAGGUGACCAAGUGCACUACUAAGUGUGUGGAUCCGUGUUGUCAGGAGGUGACCAAGUGUGUCACCACAUGUGUGGAUCCAUGUUGCAGGGAGGUGACCAAGUGCAUCACCACAUGCCAAGAUCCGUGUUGUCAGGAGGUGACCAAGUGCAUCACAACCUGUGUGGAUCCCUGCUGCCAGGAGGUGACCAAGUGCACCACCAGGUGUGUGGAUCCCUGUUGUCAAGAAGUGACCAAGUGCACCACCAGAUGCCAAGAUCCCUGCUGUGUGACCAGAUGCACCACCCGGUGUGUGGAUCCCUGCUGUCAGGGGGUGACCAAGUGCAUCACCACCUGUGUGGAUCCCUGCUGCCAGGAGGUGACCAAGUGUGUCACCACGUGCCAGGAUCCCUGCUGUGUGACCAGAUGUGCCACCCGGUGUGUGGAUCCCUGCUGCCAGGAGGUGACCAGAUGCACCACCAGAUGCCCAGAUCCCUGCUGUGUGACCAGAUGCCCCACCAGGUGUGCGGAUCCCUGCUACUGCAAGAAAGUGUCCAAGUGCUCUUCCAAGUACGUGGAUCCCUGCUGCAAGAAAACAACCAAGUGCUCCCCGAAGUGUGGAGAUCCCUGCUGCAAGAAAGGGGCCAAGUGCAGCAGCAGGUGUGUGGAUCCUUGUUGCAAAAAAGUCACCAAGCGCAGCACGAGGUGUGUGGAUCCCUGCUGUGAGAGGGUGACCAAGUGCAUCACCACGUGCCAGGAUCCCUGCUGUGUGACCAGAUGUGCCACCAGGUGUGUGGAUCCCUGCUGUCGACCUGUGACCAAAUGCACCACUCAGUGUGUGGAUCCCUGCUGCCAGGAGGUGACCAAAUCCAUCACCAGGUGUGUGGAUCCCUGCUGUGGGGGCGUCCAGGCCAUCACCAAGUGCGUGGAGUCCUGUGCCACACCCUGUGUCACCCAGGUGUCCUGUGCCACCCCCUGUGUCACCCAGGCCUGCCCCGCCUGUGGCCAGCGCUGCCCCCUCCGCUCCCGCAAAUUCCGGGGGCUCUGA
Corapipo altera (White-ruffed manakin) is the source of this 2397-nucleotide messenger RNA. RefSeq names its product keratin-associated protein 16-1-like. The transcript has 5 exons. The record is from RefSeq and is a predicted model, not a curated record. NCBI's taxonomy places the organism in Eukaryota, Metazoa, Chordata, Aves, Passeriformes, Pipridae. The coding region runs from base 1 to 2397 and encodes 798 amino acids.